Messenger RNA from Spodoptera littoralis (African cotton leafworm), 312 nucleotides. The record is from the annotation of a GenBank genome assembly. NCBI's taxonomy places the organism in Eukaryota, Metazoa, Arthropoda, Insecta, Lepidoptera, Noctuidae.
AUGCGGAGCCAAAUACUGUAUUUACUGUUGGGUUCUUGUUUAUUGGCCGUGGCUUCCGCCGCUGAGCCCGAAGGAACUUGUGCAAAUGUGAAAACCAUCUUUGAAAAGAAUGGAAUGUUGACGGCGGUAGACCUACAAGCUCAGCCGAACUCAGGCAAAUUUUAUUCGUCGCCAAUGGUAAUUCAAUGGAAGCGGCAAGAUCAGGCGAUACGAGUUCUUGCUAUUAAGAUAGACUUCGUUUUAAGAGCGCAGGUUGACGCCAGGUUUCCCAAUAAGGCUUACUGUCUGAUAGAUCGUCCGGCAUCGCCGUAG